Parnassius mnemosyne (clouded apollo) is the source of this 5729-nucleotide messenger RNA. Lineage: Eukaryota; Metazoa; Arthropoda; Insecta; Lepidoptera; Papilionidae. The record is from the annotation of a GenBank genome assembly.
AGUCUGUCAGUGAUUAAUUUUUUGAAUGCUGACUUCUAAAUUUUUCUGAAUUUUAUUAUUUUUUUUUGUUAUUAAAAACACGUACUACUGAAUUAAGUAUCAAAUUUUAUUCGUUCAAUACGAAAUUGGUUAUUUUUAUAACUCGUUUGCAUAUUAAUUUUUAUAUUUCACAAGAUGAUGCAAUUUAUGCUGCUGUUUAGUCGACAAGGCAAAUUGCGAUUGCAGAAAUGGUAUGUGGCCCAUCCAGACAAGCUAAAGAAGAAAAUAACUAGGGAGCUGAUCACAACAGUGCUUGCCCGUAAACCAAAAAUGUGCUCAUUCCUGGAGUGGAAAGAUGUGAAAGUUGUUUACAAGAGAUAUGCAUCACUGUACUUCUGCUGCGCAAUGGAGCAGGAAGACAAUGAGCUCCUUACACUUGAACUCAUUCACAGAUAUGUGGAACUACUGGACAAAUAUUUUGGCAGUGUAUGCGAACUGGAUAUUAUUUUCAACUUUGAAAAAGCUUACUUCAUCUUGGACGAGCUAGUGCUUGGUGGUGAGCUGCAAGAGACUAGUAAGAAGAAUGUGCUGAAGGCGAUCGCGGCACAGGACCUGCUCCAAGAGGAGGAGACCCCGCAGGGCUUCUUCGAGGACCACGGCCUCGGCUAAGAGGCCUGCGCCGCAACCUCAUACACACGGACAGUUUUCGGGUACUUACUACAAUUAAGCAUGCAAUAUUUGUGUAACUGGCAGGUAAAAAGUAAACAAAGUGUAAGUAAUAAUACAAUAAAACAUUUGGAGAUUAUUUACAGACUUACAGAUUGUAUACUUCGUGUGAUUAUAUACUGAUAAUUUGAUCCCUGAAUAUGUUCGUAGGUUAUGGCUUCUGACUAAUAGCGAUUACAAUAUGAAAUUUUCAAAACUAAUGUUACUAUAAGUUUCUGUUUCUAUAUUUCAGUAAUAUCUACCUUUAAAUGGACUAUAAAAGGCUCAAAUUUAGAAUGGCGACUUAAAUUUCUUAAAAUUGUUUUAAUGUGAUUUUGAAGUUUUAUAAUAAAUGUGACAAUUUUAAAAGCUUUUAUUUAUGUUCACUUGUAUAUGUGGCCUGGAAUUUUUUUAACCAUCCACUUAAUUAGGUAGAAUUUAAAAAAGAUAUAUUUUUGUAUAUUUUGAAAAAUAUUAUGUACCUACUCUGUCCGUAUGAUUGUAUUUAUAGGUAAUUAGUAAGCAGUCAACAAAUAGAAAUAGACGUGUAAAGAAAAUACUAUAGAUACUAAAUGCACGAAAGUGACCAAUGAAAAAAGUGACCUGUCAAAAUAUGGUUCUUUUAUUGGAUAUUUUUGUUUUAGUUUCAUUGGUCGUUUAGGAUUUUUAUUAAUUAUAAUUUCAAGCAUCAUUGUAAAAAGUAAUUUCAAACACUUUCAUAAUAACGUCAGUUUAAUUUAAGUACUUUAAAACCAGUGGAGUAGCGUGCCUUAGAGGAGCCCUGUAUCAAAAUUUGUCGGGGGUCCCAAAUGAAGGGUAAAGAUUUUUCACAAAAGGAAAAAAACUCACGCAUUGAAUUAAAGUAAUUAUAUAUUGAUUAUAAGUUAUUACUUACAAUUAAUACUCCUAGGAACUAAGCUAGCCAAACAAUUCAAACCAAAAUCCUGUUCCAUAGAAGUCCUUAGAAUUUUUGCUUACAUACGUUCGGGGCCUCUGUAGCCCGGGGGCCCCGUAUCAUUGAUACGGCUGAUACGGCGGUAGCUACGCCCCUGUUUAAAACUCUAGGCGGGAAUACUUUUCAACAAAAAAACGUGCAUUAAUUUAUAGUUUAAUACAUACCGCUUGCAUUGCUAAUUUACAUAAGGUGAGCGCUUACGCUAAACCAUAAAAACGUAUCUAUAGUAUAUUCUAAUAGUUCGUGUAUAUCCCGUUCGCAAAAUGUACUUAACGCUUUGAGGCAACUAUUACUUAAAAUUUUAUUUGUAUUAUUAGGUAUAUUUAGAUAAUAUUUAUAUUUUGUGAAAAUAUUUAUUAGUAUCUGUGCCAAAAAUUUAUAUCAACUAGGCUUGUUCCUAUUAUAAAAACUUAGAUUUAAAAAUAGAGCGAACCGAGUUUACUACAAGUCUCGGCAAAUUGAAUUUUUUUUUUAUAGUUGAGGGGGCAAACGAGCAUGUUAGAUCGGUCUCUGAUACAAAGUAUUACCCGAGUGAAUGAGACUACGGAACACACGUACAUAACAGCGGAGUUCACCUACAGUAGCAACAGAUACUAGACUAAUUGUUAAAUACUGCUUCAAAGAAAAACCCGACUGCGUAAGAAAUUUACUUCUAUAAUAUACGAUUAUGUAAGAACUUUAUCACAGCUUUAUCAUUAGUUUUGGAAAUAUAAGUGAGAAUGGGUUGCUAACCAACUUUAAAUCGUUAUAGAUCCUAAAGGAUUGCAAUUCAAAAUGAAAAAUGAUUACAGAAACCUAAUUUUCAAAGACCUAUUCAAUGAUAUCUAAUUUGACAUAGUUCGUCGACUUUCGUUUUCUUUCACAAUAUGGCGUCUGGUUGUCGCCAUAUUGAAUUUUGAUUACAUGACAGCAAUAAAAAUUAAAUAUAUAAUAGCCUUUAGUGACACUCACAAACAUGUAUAUACAUACAUUAUGCUUAGCCUGAUAAACACGUUACCUUUGGCGUCACGCAGUUGUGUAAAAAUGCGAUGCCCGCGUCGACAGUGCUUAUAUAUCGCGUUAUUUUCUUUGUGUGCUACUGUGGGUGAAUCCCAUCCUUGUUUGCGUAGGUUGUAUGAGGUUUGUGCUCUCUCUUUCACUCUGAUAUUACUCCAUGUAUAUGUUAGGACUAAACGUCGAAGUGCGGAUACACAUAUGUAAGUUUAGCUGGCUAAAAUUACUAACCAUGCAUUAACAUGAAACCUGAGGCCGAUGAUGUCCGGAGCGCGUCGUCUUACGUCGUGGGGUAAUCUAACAAGAACAAAGACUUCUUCUACAUGUAUACUAACUACUACACGGGAUCUAAGGCCUUAAUACAUUGCGCACUUAUUUACGGUCAAUUGUCCAUAACUCCUUUCGUUGACUGCGGGCGUAUUAGAAGACCAGUUCUUCGUUGUGUAAACCGCGAAUAUUGUUUUCGACAAUCUAACACUAAUGAGACUAAGCAAACGCUGUCAUUAUUUCUUUGUGCACUUUGUAAACGUGAUUUGAAGUUUAUUUCCGACUAGCGAUCUACCCCAGUUUCGCACGGGUGAUUUUUGAAUAUCGACAACAGCGCCACCUACCGGGUCCAAGUGUGCAUCUAAAAAUUUAGGGACCCAUUCAAAUACACACAAAAAAAUUCAUCAAAAUCGGCCGAAUCGUUUUUGAGUUUUAACGAGACUAACGGACAGCAAUAGAUUUUUAUAUAUAGUAAGAGACAACAGAAUCUUCACAUAUUAGGAUAUGUCAUACAAAUAUUUGAUAAUAUUUCACUGUUGCUUUGUUCGAUAUAGGUACAUAUUAUUUCUAUUUUCUAUCGUUUAAAACUAAAUCGAUUCUAGAUUCUAUGGCUGUGGGAUGGACUAACGAUGAGGACGACACAUUUUAUGAAAGUUAAUCUUUGAUGAAAGUGUCAUCAUCGUCACUAAACCCCUCCUCCCCUAGUAGCUAUCGAAAUAACAAAUUCAGUUAAGUGAUAGACCGUAAAUACGUAUUUUUUUUUAUAGGAGAGGGAGAUAACGAGCAUGCGGCUCACCUGAUGGUAAGUGACUACCGCCGCCCAUGAACAACCGCCACACCAGGGGAAUUGCAGAUGCGUUGCCGGUCUUUUAGAACGGUGUAAUCUCUUUUCUUGAAGGUUCCAAUGUCGUAUCGGUCCGGGAAAAUCGCUAGUGGUAAUCGAUUUCACAAGGAAAUUGUGCGAGGGAGAAAACUUCUUCUAAAUCGCACAGUGAUGGAUGGUAACGCGAGUUUUGUCGCGAUGUGCGAUGGUGAAAUUGAGCGGCUGGAAUUAAUCCGAACAAUUCCUCAGAGCACUCCCCGUGAUAGAUGCGAUAAAAUACACAAAGAGAUAGAACAUCUCUACGCAGUGCCAGUGUAUCGAGCCAAUCAGCAAGAACUCGUUCGUCGACGAUUCGAACCGCUCUGCGCUGGAUGCGGUCAAGUGGAAGUAGCUGGCACUGGGGUGCCCCGGCCCAGAGAUGAAAACAGUUCCAUUUGAGGCCAAACUUGCGCGUUGUAAAGUUGCAAGCGAUGUGCCGGCAUGAAAUACUGUCUCGCUCUGCUGAACACGCCAAGCUUUUUAGAGGCCAAUUUGGCCUUCCCUUCCAAGUGACCAGGGUUAUUUCGAAAUAACCGGCCAAAUUUGCAGUAAGGUUCAGAAUAAGUAAUAUAGGCAAAUGGUGAAGAAAAAUUAACUAAAAAAAUCUCAAACAUUCUGUGCUUUUAUCUUAAAUUCAAAAUGCGUGGUAAUGCAUUAUCUCAGAGUACAUUCGUAAGGGUCGAUCGGUAGGCAAAAACGUUGUUGCCCAUAAAACACAUUCUAUUCAUUUACUGUGCCAGUACGCGCGCCCGUGCGAUCCUCACCACACACUUUUUGUUCUGAAUUUGCCGCUCUAGUAAUUAGUAUACAUGCAAGUCUUUGAACAAGCCAUGCUAAUGUCGCUCGCUGUACAAACAAGAACGCACGGAAGAAAGAUACGACGUGGAUUGGGCGGCGGCAUCUAAUUCCACGCGAGUCUCUAUUGUGCAUGGCAUGCGUAAUAGGUGCAACCAAAAAUGCACAGCCAAUAAUGUCCUCAGCUAUGGGCAGUCGAACCUUAACUCACUCUCUGAUAUUACUUACUAGGUGCUUACGUAUUUUUGACAAUGGAAGUCACGGACUUUCUAAAUUGUAAUUACAGUAGAACGCCGAUUAUUCGAAUUAAUUGGGACCGGGGUCGAUUCGGAUAAUCGGCCAUAGACUAGUAAUAAGGGAAAAACGAACUGUCACACAUAGAUUAAACUUUAGAAAAAAAAAACGUUCCAAUGUUCCGUUUCACGGAAGCCAUGCGACACAAUGUCUUGCCUCUAGCUUUCAACCUUAAACAGUUGAAAUAUAAUUGACUCCAGCGAGUUCCAACUUAUUACAACAAAACAAAUUACAUUACUUACUUACAGUACUUGAUUUUAAUUUUUUAUAUUAUGCUUAGGACCGAUUCGGAUAAUUGGCGAUUCGGUUAAUCGGCGUUCGGAUAAUCGGCGUUCUACUGUAAUACCAAGUUUUACCCGAUAGCAACUAAUUUUAGCUAUAAUUAUAUCGAAUACAAAAAGUUUAAACCAACCGUAACCAGCGCUGCAACUAGUUGUAGCUGUUCUAAUCCUAGUUGUAACCGCACUUCGGCGUUUAGUCGUAACACACAUCUACAAAAGAGCUACCUAAAGCUGAGGUAAAACGAUAAAAUGGGGAUCGGACAUAUUUACAAAACUAAACUAUAUCGUAACCGUGGGCUAAUUCUAUUGACAAUUUUUAAAAACUUUUCAGCUGCUUUGUAAUGUGUUAAAAAAUAUUGUUAUAUAUUUAUUAUUCUACUUUGUUAUGUAACAUAUUUAUUAUGUAAUAAAGUAACAUUAUUAUAAAAAUAACAUAAUUGUGCUUUCCUGUCUUUUACACUACUGUAUAUUCUCAUUUUCUGUGAAACAUUCCCAUAUCUAAAUUCAUAUCUUAUUACUUUUGUAAAAAAUAGGGAGCCUAAAGAAUUUUGGCUGAUACAUCUAAUUUUGAAAUUUAGAUAAAUAAACUAUUGAACUU